Messenger RNA from Cuscuta campestris, 1806 nucleotides. The record is from the annotation of a GenBank genome assembly. NCBI's taxonomy places the organism in Eukaryota, Viridiplantae, Streptophyta, Magnoliopsida, Solanales, Convolvulaceae.
GAUUCUACUAUUUGUCUAAUUUACCUCAUCUUAGUGACCGUUCAUCUGGGUCUGAGGGACCCUCGAGGACGGGGCUCAUCCUUUUUUUCUAUUUUAUUGAUUCAUUACCCCAUAAAACUAUGGGUUUCUGCUUACAUCGAUCUAGCUUGUCUGAGUACAGUGGAUGAAAAGAGCAAGUCCUCACUCCUCAGCUCCUGCGGUGACUUGAGCUCUGGCGGCUUAGCCUCGACCAAAAUUUAAUUUACCAGGAAGCACUGAGGAUUGUCUGAAAGAAAGCUGGGGAAAUCCCAAUUAUGAUUAUAAUUUUGAAGAGAACUCAGAGAACUCAGACAGGUCAUCGUCUGGUUCUAGCUUUUCUGAAGGGUAUUCCCGCCAGAAUCUUUCCACCAGAAGCAAGUUUAUUAAUGACACAAAACUCGAGGCUCGGCGAAUUCUUGAAAUUCUUUAUCAAGAUGGUCCAGGCUUUGAUGCAAAAACAGCUUUAGAUGAUCUACAAAUUAGGCUUUCGGGGCUUCUGGUGAGGGAGGUUCUUGCAGGGGUACUGGAAACCCUAAAUUUUGCGGAUAAGAGUAGGUGUGCGAAGAUGGGGUACAAGUUCUUUGUGUGGUCCGGUCAGAAUGAGAACUACUCUCACACAACAAACUCAUACCAUUUACUCAUGAAGAUUUUCGCAGAGUCGGGGGAGUUCAAGGCUAUGUGGAGGUUAGUGGACGAGAUGAUUGAGAGAGGUUACUCAAUUACGGCUCGCACAUUUUCCAUAUUGAUAUGUGCUUGCGGCGAGGCAGGAUUAGCCAGGGAAGUAGUCGAAAUGUUUAUUAAGUCUAAGAAAUUCAACUACAGGCCCUUCAAGCAUUCAUUUGAUGCGAUUUUACAUUCCCUUUUGACUGUGAAACAGUACAGGUUGAUUGAGUGGGUGUAUGAGCAGAUGCUGGCAGAAGGCCACUCAUCUGAUAUGUUAACAUAUAAUAUCAUCCUGUGUGCAAAGUACAGGCUGGGAAAACUGGAUCAGUUUCACAGGUUACUUGAUGAGAUGGGAAGGAACGGCUUUUCACCUGAUCUUCAUACAUUCAAUAUCCUUCUUCAUGCACUUGGCAAGUUGGACAAACCGCUAGCAGCUCUUAAUUUGUUAAAGCACAUGAAUGAAGUUGGUUGUUAUCCUAGCAUUCUUCAUUUUACAACUUUAAUUGAUGGGCUGUGUCGAGCAGGCAACUUGGAUGCAUGCAAAUAUUUUUUUGACAGGAUGAUAAAGCAAGGGAUAGAGCCUGAUGUUGUGUGUUACACUGUUAUGAUUACCGGAUAUGUCAUGUCUGGUGAAUUUAAUGAAGCUAAGGGAUUAUUCUCUGAGAUGAUUGCCAAGGGUCAGCUGCCGAAUGUAUUUACCUACAACUCCAUGAUCCGAGGGCUUUGCAUGGAGAAGAAAUUUGAGGAAGCUUGUAUGAUGUUGAAAGAAAUGGAAUCAAAGGGCCGCAAUCCAAACUUUCUCGUGUAUAGUACACUUGUUAACCACCUGCAGAAGGCUGGAAAGCUUUUAGAAGCUGAUCGUGUGUUGAGAUAUAUGGUGGAAAAGGGUAGCUACAUCGCACUUGUAUCAAAAAUCAGAAGAUAUAGAAGAUGCUAAAACAGAGGUGGCCUGUGCAAUGGGUCAUCCACCCUUAAAUUUUUGGGUGAAGAAAGUUUUGUUACAGGGAGCAUGAUACGAAUAUCGCUUUCCAUUUUGUCAUGCAUAUAUGUGAUAAGAAGUGAACCUCUUUUGUUUUCUAUUUAUGUUUCCUUUUGUAAUUAGUGUCGCGUGUACUCUUUAGAUAU